This is a messenger RNA of Cordyceps militaris CM01, 2952 nucleotides long. RefSeq lists its product as uncharacterized. The record is from RefSeq and is a predicted model, not a curated record. NCBI's taxonomy places the organism in Eukaryota, Fungi, Ascomycota, Sordariomycetes, Hypocreales, Cordycipitaceae. The transcript has a single exon. Bases 1 to 2952 code for a protein of 983 amino acids.
AUGAGCUCGAAGCCAUACCAGAAAAACGGGCACCUUGCCCCGUCCCCUCAACUGAGCGCCAAUGAUUGGGAAGAAUGGGAGGAUGCCAGCGUCAUUCCCAGUGAAGACGACGAGCACGUUCUUGUUCAUCCACCGCCUCCCAAGCCACCGUCCCAGUACCUGCGACCACAAAAAAACACGCCAGCGCGAGUCUCUCGUUAUUCGACCGUCAAGAUUAAGCGUCUCAAGUCGCGACAGAGACAAAGGGCUCAGAAUGCCAAGGCUGGCAUCAGUCUCAUCACUGACAUGGCCGCCUUGAGUCGCGAGACAAAACAACCCAACCAAAAUGCCGUCAAGUUUGUCGACUCCGCUGCGCUUCGCGCGCUCGAAGGCGAACCUAACUCGGCGUCCGUUGGAAACUGGAACUGGCUGAAGCGAAACAAAGGACAAAGCCCAUCGGCCUCUCCGCAAGCCAACCAAUCACCCCAGCAAGGCCUCUCCCCAGAUGACCGGCCUAUCAUGAUUGGCAUCUCAGUAGCACCGAGCGACGCAUCUUCUUAUGACCAUACUCCAUCCACAGCUCACCCCGAUAAAAGUGGCAUCGCAAAGGGUGGUCUCGGCAUCUUACCCCAGAACAACCCUCAGCCAAAAUCCUUCUGGUCUCCCGAUACCCCGGACACGGUUCAAUCAUUUGCCAGGUUUCGGCCCGCCUCGAGCGUGUAUUCCCAAGCGCCACCGUCUGCCGCUCCUAUGUUAACAGACAUGCCUCCGGUGCCAUCUCUUCCCAAGCAAUAUCAGAAACACGGCAGACUCAUCAGCGUAGAACUUGAGGGCGGCGCAGAUGAUGACGAGGCUGACACGCCCUGCACACUAUUUGAAGAAGAUGGCACCAGUCCAAGGAACGUGAUGGCGAGCAGAAAAAACACAGUCUCCCCAGAUAGUGCCAUUUCGGCAUCGCGCGGGUGGUGGGAUCACGUUGUGUCGCCAUUCGUCGACAAGCGAAUGACAUUGAGCAGUCGCAAGCAGAAAAUGGACUCACCCAAAGAUGACAAGCCUCUGCCGUCGCCCGUCGAAGCUUGGCCAGUUACAUACCCCAAGGCAGAGCCUGUCCGCCCAUCGAGUAUGAACAAGACUCCCAUUGUUCGCAUUCCCACUCCCCGGCGAACACCUUCGCCCAGCUCGUCGGCAGGACCGUCGCACGCUUCAGACUCUCGAGUCGCACAGCCCCCGUCUGAUUCACGGCGCGGUCGAAAGCCCCGAAUCAUUGUCACAGACGAAGAAGAGUCCACAACGGACCACCCCCCUCCGUACUCACCGCCGAAGCGACAAGAGCAUGGCCCGAUCCGUUACAGAGCAGUGUUCCCCCCUGGACACGCACUGCAUGCCCAGUUUCCUCCGUCUCCCAACCCCAACCCCGUCUCACCAGGGCUCGCAGCAACGAUGACCUCGCAAGGUGCUACGCAGAUGACUGACCUGGGAUCCACGCCGAUGCGAAGCGCGACACCUCUCUCUCACGCACGUCUUCCCGCUCGCCCGCUGGGAACCUACCAGCCGUCCGCUCACCUAUUUGAUGCGUCGGGGCCGCACAACCGCGUCGAGAGAACCAGACGCCGCCACGAAAAAGAAGACAUGAUUGCUCAUCGCGCUGGCGGCUUCUGGCGCGGCCGCGGCUGCAUCCCGGCCCGUGGCUGUUACGGCCGCACCGGACCAGAAGGCCGCAAGAAGCGCCGCGUCUGCCUAUGCGUCUGGUCCGCCAUCAUUGCGCUGCUCAUCCUCAUCAUUGUGCUGGCGGUGGUCCUCACGAGACCCCGCACCCGGCACGAGAUGCCCUCCAUCUGGGUCAACCUGACCGACUUUCCACCCAUGCCGACAGGAGUACUGACCGUGGCCGGAGGCGACAACACGGCUGCCAGGAGCUCCUGCACGGCGCCCACAACCCUGUGGAGCUGCUCGCUGCCGAAGGACGACCAAAAGUCUGUCGCGCCGUACAAGGCGAACCAGCCUACGGUGAUUAUGCAGAUACAGUGGGACAAUAGCACACGCAAGGCGUGGAAAGUCCCAAACGGAGACGCGCCCACGUCGAUCUCGCGAAGAACCCCGGGCUUUGUCGCCAGAGCUCAUGCAUUCGUGCACGCCCGGGCUGGCGCCGGAUUCAAGUCGGACCCGCCACCUCCUGACUUCAAGGACAUGUGGUUUAUGGGAGAGACGACGGACGACAUAGUUUCCGACGACAAGGCCGGCGAGCCCGCGCCUUUCUACAUUAGUAUUCUCAAAGCCAUGAACGACACGGUCGACACACCAAUCAUGCAGCGACGCGACGACGACGGCAACAACAUUGGCAACGUCAGCCUCGUCGACAUUUUGCCCCGUCCCGAUCUCGCCGCCGACGGCACGCCUGCCCCCGCCGUGCUUCUGCCGAACCCCGUGCAGCAGCCGGUGCGGCUCUACGACCGCGGCCUAGCCACGGAGCACUACGGCUUCUACACGCACUUUCGGCGCACCAUCUUCCUCAAGUCUGUCACCACGCCCAACAGCUCCGCCGACCCCAACGUGCCGCUCGACAAGGACGGCGGGUGCCGCAAGUCCGAGGCCAAACACAUGGUGACGUGGGGCGAGACGCGGAUGCUGGUGCGCAUCUGGACCCGCAAGCUGGCGACCAACACGUCGAGCCUCGUGCGGCCCGACGCUGGCAGCAGCGGAGAGGUUGCCGUGGCGCUGCGGAGGCCCGGCACCAUGCCCUGGCCCGUGACGAUUACGCUCGACACGCACGGCGGCGACCCCAAGAAGAAGUUAGUCUGGCAGACGCCGGUGGACGAUCGCCAGAACCUCGUCAUGGACCAGUCCAAGCUACUGGCCAACACGAUGGACGUGGGCGGCACCUGGAUCAACCCGCGCGGCACGGGCGACCCCAAGUAUGGGGGCUUCGACGGCGGUUCUGGUGGCUGCAAGUGCGAGUGGGUGAAUUGGGUGUAG